UCGCGCCAAAAUCGAAUCAAGAUGGCCGCCGGCGAGGAGCAGUGAACAUUGAAAAAAAAUUAUUAGAGUUCGUUGACGAGGAGUGAGGAUUUCGUUGGACUCAAAUUUCUGCAUUUUCUCUUUGUUUUAUUAAUAUGGUGCAAAUUUUCGUAAACUAUCAUCCUGCCGAGAAGGAUUGGAUGAUAAUCGAGUUGCAAGGUAUACUUGAGAGUAAUCAAACUGGGGGAUAUAAUGGACUACCUAUUGGAGAUUUACAUUUUGAUGGAAAGGGUCAGCCAUUAUUAAUUAUUGGCCAUCACCUUCUAAGUGGCAAGAUUGUGUCACUUGAAAAACCAUUUGCUGUGCUAAAGAAGUCUUAUAUUGAAAAGGAGCUGGAGUCGACCUCAACGGAGUACACUGUUCAGGCUUUAAUUCGUAAGAAGAUUAUAUUCAAGACUCGCCCUAAACCAAUAAUUAUGAAAAACAAGAUUGAAAAAUGAUAAAGGUACUCAUUGUUAACAUUUGUAAUUUUGUAUAGAUAUAUCACUGUGUGAUGUCGCUCAAAGUGCUCACCCUUGAUAGACAAACCUAUCCAUAUGAUCCUGUGAUUAUUUUCGUUAGUUUAGUUGAUUACUCCGAAUGUGGUUAGAAAGACUUAAGUUUUUUUCUUUACUUUACUUUUUUCGAGUCGGACUUUUUAGAUUUUUUUCGUUACUUAAGUCUGCAUGUUAGGAACAUGAUCCUGAACUCCCUCGCCAGUUUUC
Messenger RNA from Dendronephthya gigantea, 743 nucleotides. Its product is annotated as chromosome transmission fidelity protein 8 homolog. Gene Ontology annotation, biological process: mitotic sister chromatid cohesion. The record is from RefSeq and is a predicted model, not a curated record. The transcript has 3 exons. Lineage: Eukaryota; Metazoa; Cnidaria; Anthozoa; Malacalcyonacea; Nephtheidae. Gene Ontology annotation, cellular component: Ctf18 RFC-like complex. Bases 135 to 479 code for a protein of 114 amino acids.